Messenger RNA from Salvelinus namaycush (lake trout), 1290 nucleotides. Its product is annotated as bone morphogenetic protein 7-like. The record is from RefSeq and is a predicted model, not a curated record. Gene Ontology annotation, biological process: SMAD protein signal transduction. The transcript is spliced from 8 exons. Lineage: Eukaryota; Metazoa; Chordata; Actinopteri; Salmoniformes; Salmonidae. Bases 1 to 1290 code for a protein of 429 amino acids. Gene Ontology annotation, cellular component: extracellular region. Gene Ontology annotation, molecular function: cytokine activity; growth factor activity.
AUGGUGGUUGUAUUGCAUCAACGUGCGUCGGCGAUGGUUCUUGCAUGGGGUUAUUGUAUUUUGGCCGAGACAACUUUUUCUAACUUCACUCUGGAUAACGAAGUUCAAUCCAGCUUCAUCCAGCGCCGUCUGCGGAACCAGGAGCGCCGGGAGAUGCAGCGAGAAAUCCUCUCCAUCCUGGGGCUGCCCCACCGGCCCCGGCCGCACAUCUACACCAAACAAAACGCAGCCCCGAUGUUUAUGCUGAAUUUGUACAACGCUAUUUCCACGUAUGGACAACAGCCCGCCGGCUUCUCAUAUUAUAAACCCGUCUUCACUACCCAGGGACCCCCGAUGGUGACCCCCCAAGACAGCAGUUUCCUCAAUGACGCGGAUAUGGUGAUGAGCUUUGUCAAUAUUGGUAUAACGGAUGGUAGAGGCGGGUUACCCACUCGCCGACACAACAGGGAAUUCCGCUUUGACUUGUCCCGGAUCCCAGAGGGAGAAGCUGUCUCCGCUGCAGAGUUCCGAAUCUAUAAGGACUACAUCAGAGAACGCUCUGAGAAUGAGACCUUCCACGUGAGCGUGUACCAGGUGCUACAGGAGACCUCUGACAGUGACGACUACCUGUUUCUUCUGGACACGCGGGUGGUGUGGGCUGCAGAGGAGGGCUGGCUUGUGUUUGACAUCACGGCCACCAGUAACCAGUGGGUGGUGAACCCGGACCAGAACCUGGGCCUACAGCUGGCUCUGGAGAGUAUGGACGGUCAGAGUGUGAACCCCAGACUAGUGGGGCUGCUGGAGGGCAGUGGGCCCCAGGACAAGCAGCCCUUCAUGGUGGCCUUCUUCAAGGCAACCGAGGUUCGCCUCCGCAGCGUCCGUUCUGCCCACGGCCACAAGGGGCGCAACCCCAACCGCUCCAAAAAACCCAAGACUCCCCAGGAUGCACUGAAGGUUGCUGAGGCUGCAGCAGAGAACCUCAGCACAGACCCGAAACAGGGAUGUAAGAAGCAUGAGCUGUAUGUCAGCUUCAGAGAUCUGGGAUGGCAGGACUGGAUCAUUGCACCAGAGGGCUACGCAGCAUACUACUGCCAGGGUGAAUGUGCCUUUCCUCUGAACUCCUACAUGAACGCCACCAAUCAUGCCAUUGUGCAGACUCUGGUCCACUUCAUAAACCCAGAGACAGUGCCCAAACCCUGUUGUGCCCCCACCCAGCUCCAUGGCAUCUCAGUCCUCUACUUUGACGACAGCUCCAACGUCAUCCUGAAGAAGUACCGCAACAUGGUGGUCAGAACCUGCGGCUGUCACUGA